GUCAUAAAUCGGACCGUGGUUUCCUUCUUCCAGUGAAAAGUUUCCUGUCCUAAUGGCGAUCAGUGCCCCUGCUUUAAGAUGCACGGUCUUCAUUACUCCAACCCUUAAUUCUCCUAAACCCUUCUCUGGUGACCUUCGCCGGAGCUUCAGACUACGGCCUCCGGUCUUGAGAACCUUUUCUUCAUGUGGAAAUGACUAUCGGGAUUCUCCGGAUUCCCGCAUUUACUCAUCACAGAUCGUCGGGAAAAGCGUGGCUCAUGUGAGCAUUGCUGCACUGCUCGCUGCUUCACUUCACUUGGUCGAUCCAUCCCUUGCAUUUAAGGGAGGUGGGCCGUACGGAGCCGAGGUGACGAGGGGACAAGACCUCACCGGCAAGGAUUUCAGCGGCCGGAGUCUUGUAAAGCAGGACUUCAAAACUUCGAUUUUAAGGCAGGCAAAUUUCAGGGGAGCUAAAUUGCUGGCUGCCAGCUUCUUUGAUGCCGAUUUAACUGGUGCUGAUCUUUCGGAUGCUGAUCUCAGAGGUGCAGAUUUAUCUUUGGCAAAUUUUACAAAGGUGCCCAACUUCAUGCAGGCAAAUCUAAGUAAUGCAAAUCUUGAAGGUGCACUUGCUACUGGAAAUACAUCCUUUAAAGGAUCAAAUAUUAAAGGAGCAGACUUCACUGAUGUUCCACUGAGAGAUGACCAACGAGAAUACCUCUGCAGAGUUGCUGAUGGGGUGAAUCCAAUGACUGGGAAUGCCACAAGAGACUCGUUACUCUGCAAUUGAUACAGCUCCUUGAUCUUUAUUAUAUGUACAGUUCAACGUUUGGCUGGUUUUACCAUUUUUUCUUAAACUUGGAUAGGGAAGUAAUAAAUAGAUUAUAUUGGGGUUGGGUGCAGUUUUUGACUUCUUAAACUUAUUGCAUAUGGUUGUGAAUAUG
Molecule: messenger RNA, 920 nt
Organism: Phalaenopsis equestris
Lineage: Eukaryota; Viridiplantae; Streptophyta; Magnoliopsida; Asparagales; Orchidaceae
Product: thylakoid lumenal 15 kDa protein 1, chloroplastic
Exons: 7
Coding region: 53-766 (237 amino acids)
Cellular component (GO): chloroplast thylakoid
Source: RefSeq, a predicted model, not a curated record